This is a messenger RNA of Harpegnathos saltator (Jerdon's jumping ant), 4812 nucleotides long. Its product is annotated as ATPase family AAA domain-containing protein 2. The record is from RefSeq and is a predicted model, not a curated record. The coding region runs from base 586 to 4428 and encodes 1280 amino acids. Gene Ontology annotation, biological process: transcription initiation-coupled chromatin remodeling; nucleosome disassembly; nucleosome assembly. Lineage: Eukaryota; Metazoa; Arthropoda; Insecta; Hymenoptera; Formicidae. Gene Ontology annotation, cellular component: nucleus. Gene Ontology annotation, molecular function: histone binding; ATP hydrolysis activity; ATP binding. The transcript has 16 exons.
AUAUGUCGUUCAAUAGUUACUGCUUGUAUAAUAAAAUACAAGAGACCGUCUGAUAUAUCGUUGAGUCGCAUCACUAUCCUGAUUUCUGCCGGUAGAAACCGGACGCCCCCCCGUAACGGCUCUACAUCGAUUCACAAGUCGACAUCGCCCAUCCCUGGUAACAGGCAUCGUGUGCAAACGCACAUCUAUGUAAUCACACUGCGUGACUCACGUACGCACGAGAAGUGGAGUAUGUGUAGUGACUGUAUUGACUGUAGUGUGUAGUACACACACACAGAGAGAUGAUACGGAUUUUGCAAUUGCAGUCGUUCCCCAGUAUUGUCUCGCUUUGAUGCCGUUGUCCGUAAUGCAGUUUCGCCAACGGCAAUGUUAUUCAUCGUUCGUUUAAAAUCGGCAGAUAGCAAGUAAGAUCGCGCGAAUGAUAUUUAAUUGCGGAACGACGACUCGUUGAUGCUCAACGUGCAUGCGCUGUCGUGGAAGGACAAUCUCACACAUUCGUGAAUGCAAUUGUACAUUAUUCGGGACACGUAUGACGAACAUUAGCAGUUUUAUUUUACCUGCAUCUCGGCAAUAGGAAUUGGCCAGAUGAAGAUAAUGUCAGACGAUGAUGCUGCAUUGGACUCAAUGGAUACUGAAGAAGAAAUCUUUUGUCCUCGCACUCGUAGCUUGGAGUCAAAUGUCAGGCGAUCUAAAAACUUGCGCAAGCUGAGAUCGCAUUCUGGCUCUACAUCACAUAUAAGUGUACGUCGUAGUACACGUAAUAGGAUGCAAACUUAUGACAACCUUAAUACAAGUUGGAUUUUAGGAACACAAACUUUAAAAGGAUAUCCAAUGUUUCAACAACAUGCUUCUUCAUCGGAUAAAGAGAUAGAUGAUGUUCCUGGUAGAAAACGUGAUCUCAGAGAUCGAAUGCCUUUAAGAUCUCGUGAAAACCAUCCACCUAAUAAAAAUUCAACAAGACACAUUAGAGAUAGAGCAGAACAUGAUCGACAAAAUAGUAGAGAGCUCAGAGGUCGACUUAGAGCUAACUCAGAAGCAGAACUUAAAGAAAAGACAGAGCAAGAGAAGGAUGUUGCUACGGAACAACCAAGGCCGACAAACGAAGAAAAAGAUACUAGGACAAGAAAGUCCGACAGUCCAAGCCGAUUUCGAGAAGGUCCUGUAACCAGACUAUGUGGAAAUAUAAUCGAGAAAAACGAAAAGCCUAAGGUAGAGCAGGAUGAAGCAGAUGAUGAUAGUUCACGAGAAAGUGAAAAACCAGAUAAUAACGAUAACUCUGAAAAUGAAGAUGGAUACGAGGACAUGUAUACGCGCAUUAAGAGGACAAGACGAACGACUCAACGACAAUUACCAAGGGUGCAAGUAGACAGUGAUAUGAGUGAAUCUUCGGAUUCUCCCGGGCCUAGGAAAUACAGUUUACGUCAAAAAAAACCUACUGUAGAUAGAUUUCAAGCCAAUGUAGAGCCAGUUCGGCGAUCUAUUAGAGCUCUUAGAAGUGUUCUCAGUAAUUCAAUGAGAAGGAGAAAACAUAGAGCUAAAACUACGAGUUCUAGUGAUUCUAGCGACUCUGAGCCUCAACGUUAUGACAAGAAGAAAGGCAAAAAAGCGAGACAAUCAGCGAUACCACAAGGUGGUCCACCAGAUCGAAAAGCUGACAUAAAUCCUAUCACCUUAGACACUAAUAUUAGAUUUAGCGACGUUGGGGGCUUAGAGUCCCAUAUUCACUGCCUUAAGGAGAUGGUUAUCUUUCCUAUGAUGUAUCCGGAUGUUUUCGAAAGGUUUCACAUCACCCCACCAAAAGGUGUCUUGUUCCAUGGUCCACCAGGGACCGGUAAGACGCUAAUAGCCCGAGCGUUGGCCAAUGAGUGUAGUCGAGGUAACAAAAAGAUGGCAUUUUUCAUGAGAAAAGGAGCUGAUUGUCUAUCAAAAUGGGUCGGAGAAUCGGAACGUCAAUUAAGAUUGUUAUUUGAACAGGCUCAGCAGAUGAAACCGUCCAUAAUAUUUUUUGAUGAAAUAGAUGGUUUAGCGCCUGUCCGAAGCACUAAGCAAGAUCAGAUCCAUGCUAGUAUUGUGUCUACGCUCUUAGCGCUCAUGGAUGGUCUCAGUGAUAGAGGAGAGGUUAUAGUUAUUGGUGCAACGAACAGAAUCGAUGCAAUCGAUCCAGCUUUGCGAAGACCUGGCCGCUUUGAUCGUGAACUUUUCUUUCCGCUACCAGCCAUGAAGGAAAGAUUAGACAUUCUGAAGAUCCAUGUGAGUAAAUGGCAAAAUCCACCGUCUGAUCAGUUAUUGGAGAUACUUGCGGAAAAGGCUACUGGUUAUUGCGGUUCGGAUUUGAGAGCAUUAUGUACCGAAGCAGUGCUUCAAGGAUUAAAGAGAACCUACCCGCAAAUCUAUAUGACAGAUGACAGAUUGUUGCUGGAACCGGAGAAAGUCGAGGUGCAAAAACGUGAUUUCAUGCAAGCAAGCUCUAUUCUUGUGCCAUCAUCGCACAGAGUCGCACCAUGUGCAGGGAGAAAACUGCAACUUUUUAUGAAACCACUACUAGGGCCUCCGCUAGAAGAACUAAUUAUAUUAGUAAAAGGAAUAUUCCCUCAAGGUGUAAAUCCCGCCAUGGCAAAGGUGAAGCAUGCUAAAGGUAUUCAUCGUCCAAGAGUACUAAUUUCUGGUGGCAAUCUAUCUGAAGGUCAGGGGCCACAUUUAGCCCAAGCAUUAUUAUAUUGUAUGGAACAUUUACCUGUUCAGAUCUUAGAUGUCAGCACGUUAUUCGCAGAAAGCGCUCGGUCACCAGAAGAAACUUGUGUGCAGGUAUUUAAUGAAGCUGCUAGAAACGUCCCGUCCAUAAUUUACAUUCGGUCGAUCGAUCAGUGGUGGCCUCUCGUACCGGAGACAGUGAAAGCAGUCUUCCUGUGUCGUAUCGCAGCGCUAGAUCCUUCAUUGCCGAUUUUAAUUCUCGCCACAAGCGAUGCGACGUAUCAAGAUCUCCCUAACCAGUUAAAAAACUUGUUCAGCGAAUUACGCGGCGAAGUGUACUCUAUGAAAACACCCACCACUGAGCAAAGGAAAAAAUUCUUUCGACCUAUAUUUAUGGUUCAGAGUGUAAGACAGCCACGGAUCAAAAGUAACAAAGUAGACGUCUUGGAAACACUGCCACUAGCGCCAGAUCCACUUCCAAAAAAACUGACGGAAGAGGAGAAACAAAUCAUGUACGAGAAAGACGAGGUUUCUCUAAGAGAAUUACGAAUUUUCUUGAGAGAAAUUUGCGCUAAACUAGCGAGAAAUCGACAAUUCUUCAUGUUUACGAAGCCAGUCGAUAUAGAGGAGGUGCCGGAUUACAACCUGAUAAUAAAACAACCGAUGGACUUGGAGACGAUGAUGACGAAAAUCGACAUGAAUUGUUAUCUGUGCGCCCGUGAAUUUCUCGACGACAUCGAUCUCAUAUGUAGAAACGCUCUGGAAUACAACCCGGACAGCUUACGUGAUAGGCCUUCCCUCGGGAUAUUAAAGAGGGAUCCCGCGGACAAGCUGAUAAGACAUCGGGCAUGUUCCCUGCGCGACAACGCUUACGCUUUGAUAAAAGCUGAGCUGGAUUCUGAUUUCGAGGAUAAGUGCCGCGAAAUAUCCAAGAAUCGUCGGAUCAUAGAGAAUAAUUGUAACAACGAGGAAGAGAAUAAAAUCGUAAAGACGGAAUCUACUUCGACGGGUGAACGAGCAGAGAAGAAAGAUUCUGUAAAUUCUAGUCAUUCUCUCGUCGUAAAUGGAAGAAAGUUCGGUAACUCGAGGAAACGUAAGAUACCAGCUUGGGCACGAGGUUACGUGAAGAAAGUUCAAAAGAAGAAGAAGAUUGCUUUUGACGAGAAUGUCAUCGAAGUGACGAGUAAAUCGUGCAAUGAAACCACCAGUAUCGAUUUAGAAAAGUUUCAAGAAUUCGAGACGGAAGCUCAUAACGUUUUAAACGGGCAUAUUGGAUUGUAUGACAAUACCGACUCGGAGAACGACUCGCAAAACGAAAACUCAAAGGAGAUGCAGAGAAGUCAGAGUGACUGUAUGCUGGACCAGCGGAUAGAUAAUCUUGACCAAACAGAGUCAUCUUUCGCGGAUGAGGACAAGCCCGUUGGAAAUGGGGACUCAAAUUCGUCGUCUCGACGCGAAAGCAUGGACGAAUUGUCGUUCGCGAUUGAAAGCGAUUCUAGUCGAGAUAAAAUUGAAGAAUGCGAAAAGCUCAUAGUCGACAAAAAUGAGCUCGAGAACGCAUGGCACUUCACAGUCGGAGCGACGAAGGACUUCCCCGUCGAAGUGCUGUGUGACAUUUAUGUGCAACUAAGCAGAUGCGUUGGAAAAUAUGCUCACAACUAUGAUAGAAAAUCACUGCCAAAGGACUUGCUCAAGGAAGUGGAAAAGUUUGCAGAGUACAAGACGCAGCGUUAUUAGAGUAUAGUAUGCAAAUACAGCAUUCAAUGACAAAAUGCCGUAUGUUGCUAACACGAGACAAAAACGUGUUAUGUAAAAUCACUCCACCAUAAAUAUUUUUAGCGACGAGUCAGAUUUUCAGUUUCUUUUAUAUAUUUAUACUGAACGCAAAAUCGAAUUAUCACUGUUAUAUCGAACGAAAUUUUGGAAUGGUAUAUUUUUCGGUUGUUAUACUGCCAAGCUUUACGUGAAUAACAGCAUGUAUUUGCAACAAUCGCAUUUGUUAUAUAAAAUAGUGGGUAAUUAACUUUAGUUGAAGAUUGAGUUCUACAUACUUAAUCAGAUUGACUUUUUUUGUAUAUAUUGUAAAAGCGCUGUAAAUGAUAAACUCAAACGAUCACUAGA